This is a messenger RNA of Brassica napus (rape), 1347 nucleotides long. RefSeq lists its product as uncharacterized. The record is from RefSeq and is a predicted model, not a curated record. The transcript is spliced from 3 exons. NCBI's taxonomy places the organism in Eukaryota, Viridiplantae, Streptophyta, Magnoliopsida, Brassicales, Brassicaceae. Bases 1 to 1347 code for a protein of 448 amino acids.
AUGACUGUCUACACCAUUGAGUUUCAGAAACGAGGUCUGCCCCAUGCCCAUAUUUUACUAUGGUUGAAAGGUAUAAAGAAGGAAGUAACAGCUUCGGUUAUUGAUGAAUACAUCUCAGCUGAGUUUCCCGAUAAAGAAGUUGAUAGAGAGGGGUUUGAGCUGGUUGAGCGGCAUAUGAUGCAUGGUCCGUGUUGUAAAAUGUGCCCCAACUCGCCAUGUAUGGAGAAAGGAGAGUGUACUAAGAAUUUUCCUAAACCUUCUUCAGAUCAGACAAGAAUAGACAAAUCUGGAUUUGUUGUUUAUAGAAGGAGAGCUGGUACUGGAGAUUUUGUAGUCAAGGGCGAGAUCGAGCUGGAUAAUCGUUUUGUUGUGCCUCAUAAUCUUGGUCUUCUGAAAAAAUAUCAAGCCCACAUCAACGUUGAAUGGUGUUGCAGAACCAGCGCAAUCAAAUAUCUUUUCAAAUACAUAACGAAAGGCGUUGAUAGAGCAACUGUCCUUAUACAUAGGAAUGAGCCAGACACGAGUAAUGAGAUCAAUAAUUUCUUGGAGUGCUCGUAUAUAUCAGCUUGCGAAGGUUCAUGGAGAUUGUUUGCUUUUCCUAUACACUAUAACCAGCCUAAUGUUGUGAAGCUCCCCGUACAUCUACCAGGUGACCAUGUGAUGGUAUUUGACGAAUCUGCUGACUUAUCAAAGGUGGUAUACCGAGAAAAUAUUGAUAGGUCAAUGUUAACAGCGUUCUUUGAGGCAUGCGACACGUAUGAGGAAGCUAGGGAGCUGACCUACGUUGAAUUCCCUUCGAGGUUUGUCUACCAUUCAAACGAUAGGAUAUGGACGCCAAGACUGCAAGGGGAAGCUAUAGGGAGGGUCGUAUAUGUCAGCCCAGCGUCUGGUGAUAGAUACUUCUUAAGGAUGUUGCUGAAUGUUGUUAGAGGUCCUAGAGGUUAUGACGUGUUAUACACGGUAGGGGAUGUGGUAUAUAAGAAAUUCAAAGAAGCGUGUUAUGCACGAGGACUACUUGAUGAUGAUAAAGAGUGGCAUGAGGCAAUAGAGGAGCCAUCUUCAUGGGCAACCGGACGGCAGCUGAGAAGACUGUUUGUGCUUAUCUUGGAGUUUCGAUUUCCAGGUCUCGACUUACAAGAUGAGCAGUUAAAGCAGUAUACACUGCUCGAGGUUGACAAACACUUAAAAGAGCAUAACCAGUCCCUAGCAGACUAUGAUGAGUUGCCUCAGCCAGAUACUUCAAUACUAUCAGAGAUAAACAGCCAAGUUUUGCGGCAGGAACUGAUGUUCUCGGCGAUUGAAUACGGAUCAGGAGAAAGUAUAUGCUGCUGUUCUGAAGUCAGUUGA